Molecule: messenger RNA, 1182 nt
Organism: Brassica oleracea var. oleracea
Lineage: Eukaryota; Viridiplantae; Streptophyta; Magnoliopsida; Brassicales; Brassicaceae
Exons: 1
Coding region: 1-1182 (393 amino acids)
Source: RefSeq, a predicted model, not a curated record
AUGAAGUUACCACAAGGCUUUCAAGUGUCUGACCCUAACAAGGUAUGCAGGCUGCAUAAAGCAGUGUAUGGAUUGAAACAGGCUCUGAGGUGCUGGUUCGCCAAGUUAACAGAUGCUUUGAAGAAGUAUGGGUUUAAGCAAUCUUGCGCAGAUUAUUCUCUGUUCGUAUAUUCAAAGGGUGGAAUCGAUCUCAGAGUGCUUAUAUAUGUUGAUGACCUGCUAGUGUGUGGAAAUAGUACGGAGAGAGUUGACAGAUUUAAGAAUUAUCUGAGCAAGUGUUUUCAUAUGAAGGAUUUAGGAAAGUUGAAAUACUUUUUGGGAAUACAAGUUGGACGUGGUGGAGAAGGAUUCAUGCUUACUCAGAGAAAAUAUGCUUUAGAUCUAAUUGAAGACACUGGGUUACUUGGAUCAAAACCAGCGGCUACUCCAAUGGAACAACAUCACAAACUCGCGUUAGACACAAGUCCGGUUCUUCGUGAUGCAGAACGGUAUCGAAGAUUGGUGGGGCGGUUGAUCUACUUGUCCAUAACAAGGCCCGAUAUAUCAUACCCUGUUCACAUUCUUUCACAGUUCAUGAAGGCACCUAGAGAAGUGCAGUGGGAAGCUGCGUUACGAGUAGUGAGAUAUCUUAAAGGGACUGCAGGCCAAGGAAUCCUAAUCAGUUCAAAUGAGGAUCUCAGCUUGUCAGUUUAUUGUGACGCAGACUGGUCGGCGUGUCCGGUUACAAGGAGGUCAUUGAGUGCAUAUGUUGCUUUGGUUGGUGGGUCGCCUGUGUCUUGGAAGACAAAGAAACAGAAGGUGGUAUCUCAUUCGUCGGCAGAGGCGGAGUACAGAUCCAUGGCUCAGGCAACUCGAGAGAUUAAAUGGCUGCGGCGUUUGUUGUUUGAUUUGGGAGCAAAGCAGCUAAAGCCAUCAAAGUUGUUUUGUGAUAGUAAGUCUGCGAUUUACAUAGCAGCUAACCCUGUUUUUCAUGAGCGAACAAAACACAUAGAGUCAGAUUGUCAUCAGGUGCGAGAUGCACUACAGGAUGGUAUCAUCACAACGGUCCAUGUUCGUACUCAUGAACAAGUAGCAGAUGUUCUUACCAAGGCGCUUGGACGUGUACAGUUUGAGACAUUGUUGUUCAAGUUGGGAGUGAGAAAUCUACACCUUCCCAACUUGAGGGGGAGUAUAGGAGGAUAA